Gavia stellata (red-throated loon) is the source of this 3614-nucleotide messenger RNA. RefSeq names its product CTTNBP2 N-terminal like (gene CTTNBP2NL). Lineage: Eukaryota; Metazoa; Chordata; Aves; Gaviiformes; Gaviidae. The transcript is spliced from 4 exons. The coding region runs from base 29 to 1948 and encodes 639 amino acids. The record is from RefSeq and is a predicted model, not a curated record.
ACUAUGUUCCAUUUUUCAGGUUUUCAGGAUGAAUCUGGAAAAACUCAGCAAACCAGAACUACUGACGCUGUUUAGCAUUCUUGAGGGAGAAUUAGAAGCAAGAGAUCUUGUCAUAGAAGCCUUAAAGGCCCAGCAUAGAGACACGUUCAUUGAAGAACGCUAUGGGAAGUACAACAUCAGUGAUCCAUUAAUGGCUUUGCAGAGAGAUUUUGAGACCCUGAAAGAGGGAAAUCACGGUGAAAAGCAACCAGUAUGCUCCAAUCCAUUAUCUAUUUUGAAAGUGGUGAUGAAACAUUGCAAGAAUAUGCAGGAAAGAAUGUUAUCCCAACUAGCUGCUGCGGAAAGCAGGCACAGAAAGGUGAUACUGGACCUGGAGGAAGAGAGGCAGCGGCACGCCCAGGACACGGCGGAGGGGGAUGAUGUCACCUACAUGCUGGAGAAGGAGCGGGAGCGGCUCACCCAGCAGUUGGAGUUUGAAAAAUCCCAAGUGAAAAAGUUUGAAAAAGAACAGAAGAAGCUGUCAAGCCAGUUGGAGGAGGAGAGGGCACGCCACAAGCAACUGUCUUCCAUGCUUGUAGUGGAGUGCAAGAAAGCCACUGCCAAAGCAGCUGAAGAGGGGCAGAAGACAGCAGAAUUGAGCUUGAAAUUGGAAAAAGAGAAGAGUAAGGUGAGUAAACUGGAAGAGGAGCUGGCGUCCAAGAGGAAGCGGGGUUUACAGAUGGAAGCACAAGUAGAAAAGCAGCUCUCAGAGUUUGACAUUGAAAGAGAACAGCUGAAAGCCAAGCUGAACAGGGAAGAAAACCGUACAAAAGCACUCAAAGAAGAGGUGGAAUGCCUGAAGAAAGCCCUGAAAGAGCUGGAGGCUUCUUGCCAGGAGCACAGUCCUACCGAGCCUUUGCAGGCAAGCCCCUCGGUGAUGUCCAGAGGUGUUGCAACUGACAGUCCCACGGUGAAGUCCGUGUCUUGCCAGACAGAGUGUCUGCAGGCAGACCGAGCAAAUCCUGCCAGCACAGGCAAAGCUGUACACAGCGUGUUUCCCAGCCCUACUACACCUACUCAUUCCUAUGCAAAAUCCAAUGGUCAUUGUGAUACAGACAUGCAGACGGGUAGCGAGCUACUGCAGACAAAUGCAGCAGAGAACCAAGUUCAAAAAGAGAAAUCUGCUGGUGCAGCCUCAGAAAACGCAGUUGAGAAUGGGAGUUCUCCUGUAAGAACAGAGUCACCGGUGCAUCUGAUGUCCCAGCUCCCUUCUAGUGGGGUCUCCCUGUCUCCGAGUGGCACAGCUGCCUCCUCUCUAACACCUUCUCCCUGCUCCUCACCGGUUCUGACUAAACGCUUAGUGGGAGCUUCAGCAAGCAGCCCUGGUUACCAGUCAUCCUACCAGGUGGGGAUCAAUCAACGUUUCCAUGCAGCUCGGCACAAGUUUCAGUCCCAAGCUGAACAGGACCAUCAGUCAAGUGGUCUGCAGAGCCCGCCGUCGCGGGAUUUGUCUCCUACUCUAGCGGAUAACUCUGCCGCCAAGCAGUUGGCCCGCAAUACAGUCACUCAGGUCCUUUCCAGAUUUACCAGCCAGCAGGGACCUAUUAAACCUGUCUCCCCUAACAGCUCGCCUUUUGGCACGGACUAUCGAAAUCUGGCAAAUGCUGUGAGCCCCAAAAACGAAUCUGGUCACUCUCCAAGCCCUGGCAAGGUCUCCAGUCCACUAAGCCCGUUGUCUCCUGGAAUUAAGUCACCAACCAUUCCUAGAGCAGAAAGGGGGAACCCUCCACCCAUUCCUCCAAAGAAACCCGGCCUCGCUCAGUCACCCGCUGCUCCUACUCCACUAACCAAAACCUCUUCCCAGGCACCCUCUCUGGGUGCCCCCAUGGACGUGGCAAGUAGCUGCUCUAACAACACUGUAGUGUCAAAUGGCAAAGACAUCGAGAUCCUCCUGCCAACUAGCAGCUAGUCUCCAGAGAAUGUGAACGUGACAUUCCAUGGCUUAGCAUCCUAGAGCUAAGACACUGUUUUUCCACUCCAUGUUAUUUAUUUCCAUAGUAGCAGAUUCUGUCUGUAUAAAGCAUUUAGUAUAUUUUUUCUUUUUUAAUAGGUAGGAAAAUAUUUUUGUUUAUGAAGAAACCUUAACUACAGCUAUACAGUAGCCUCAAAACGUCUCAUGGCAACAGUCAAAUCAUUAGAGAUAACAAGAACCAUAAUCAUGUGGUGGGACCUAACUAUCAAACUCUAAUGGGACUGAAGUGCUACUUUUAAAUUAUGCAGAAAUAACUUUUGCAGACUUUUUACUCCAGAUGAACAUUUUUAUAUAAAGUGCCUGAACUUCAGCCUGCAAUAUGAAUGUGAUUCUCUGAAAAAGGUGAGGAGGGGGACCAUCUAAAUGCAGAAACAAAAUUCUUCUGAGAGUCCUGAAUGUUGAAACCAACACUGGUUUUCGUUUUAAUUCUUCCCAUUUGCUAAAAUAAGUUAGCAAAUGUGCUACAAAUUCUGUAAGGUGACCGCCAGACUGACGCAGCCAGCCACACUUUGUCCUUUAGGACACAGCUCCUAGCUAUUUGAGGAAGCACACAAAAGUUUCUUGGGGUAAAAUUUAGUCGUAGUACAAUCCAGAUUACUUUUCUCUCAGUAUUCAUUGCCCAUGUAGUUCUUCUUGCUUUCCUGUAACACAUUCUGCAGCGAUGCCUGUGUGCUUUAGAUGACUAAACUCUGGUUUCUGGUGUGUCACCUUGAGUUUUCAAGCUCUUCAAGCAUUCUACUGUUGUGUGUAGAACUUCUGAGAAAAGGAUCUUGCUAUUACUUGACAAAGAUCUCGCUAUUACUUGAAAAAAAAAACACUAGUCCAUAGGAUACAGGUUUUUUGCAACAGUAACAUGGGAUCUUCUACUAGAAACAAAAGCAAUAAUUUUGUUCCUCGUCUCUAUCAGUUGUGUCUGGCUGACCUGGAUUUUACCCACUAGUUAGCAAUGGGAUCUUGCUGGCUUUCCUUGGCUGCAAAUAUGGAACCAAAUCAUUACUGUCAUGUAAUUGAAUAUGUAUAUGUGUGUAAGUAGUUUCAUACACAUACAUACUAAAUACGCAGUGUACUAGGAAAAUCUUUAUCUGUUCUUGGUGAUCUGCCUAAUAUGAAGAAAAUGUGGGAAUUCAUUGAGAUUAAAAAAAGUCAUUUAGUGAGGAAUUGCCUAAGUUUGAGGCAAAUCAUGUGUGUGAAAUAUUAUUUGCGCCCAGGAGGGGAGAAGUGACUGAUUCCUGCGCAGAAGCGUUUGCUGUGAGAAGCGCAGUCUUCACCGCAGACGUGCUGCACGGUGGUUGUCUGAGUCACUGCGGUGAGAAAGGCAAAACAAACGCACCACAAAUCAGUGGCAGAGCACAACCCUGAGUUAAUUAUCUCAGGUGCUGUAUCUGAACUGAUCCUAAAUUUAGAAACUGGACUCGCUGCUCAGUGUCAGUCGAUGUUCAGCAUUUCCCUCUGCAGCAGGGUCACGUUUACGCAGAGCACAGCUUCCCACUGCCAGAGACGCCUUCUCCUUGGUCAUUUUUCAAUAUUUGAUUAGACAAAAUACAUCCACCUUUAUUGUAGGAAGGAUCCCUGCGGCAGCUGGGAGGACGCACUACUGUACCUG